This is a messenger RNA of Hyalella azteca, 680 nucleotides long. RefSeq names its product glycine-rich protein 23-like. The transcript is spliced from 3 exons. The coding region runs from base 29 to 277 and encodes 82 amino acids. Lineage: Eukaryota; Metazoa; Arthropoda; Malacostraca; Amphipoda; Hyalellidae. The record is from RefSeq and is a predicted model, not a curated record.
GUUACACCUGUUGAAUUCAAGAGACAAAAUGUUCGUCAAGCUGUUCGUGAGCGCCGUGCUGCUGGCUAUCCUAGCCGUACUGCCUGCCUCGGCAUCUCCUGGAUACUUCGGUGGCGGAGGCUUCGGUGGGCGCGGUGGAUAUGGAGGAGGUGGUGGAUACGGUGGUGGUGGAUUCGGUGGUGGUUAUGGUGGUCGCCUGGGUGGAGGUGGUGGAACGCUUGCUAUCGCUUCGGGACUCACUCGAGGAUUCGUAGGAGGACAUGGAUACGGCAAAUAAAAUUUUUUCACGAGCCCGCACCUCUCAACGCUGCCGAAAUGUCUUCUCAUAAUAAAAGGAUGCCAGAAAUUGGUUGAAUUGUGUGAUGAAAAUGAAGGAUGUCAUGGAUGAAAAUUUGAGAAAUAUAUCCCAAAUUCAACAUCCUGGCUCGUCUGCAAAGAUUAAAUACAAUUAAUUUUUUUGUGAAAUCAUUCUCUUUGAUUUUUAUUGUGGCUCUCGUGACUCUAUAUACAUGUCGAGUAAUUAUGCAUGGAGAUUAAGAUUUAUACUUUAAUUAGUAGAUAGUGAGUUAGCAGGAAACUCGCUUGCGACGAAAAGAUGACAUCUGAGCUAAAAACAACUGAUGUUGUCCUUUCGAGGAUUGAAAUUUAUUUGAACGUUGCUGAGACUUGGAUGACCUCUU